UGCAGAUAAACUCAUCUGUUUUUUUUUUUUUUUUUCCAACCUGAAAUUCUGGCUUAAGAACUUCAUUUUUGAAAGAUUUUAGAUGUUUUUUGAUCGAAUUCGAUAUUCUUUUGGUGAUUCUUGUGGAUGAUCUUUGAAUUCUUUGAGAGAUUAACGGAUUCAAAUGAUCAAAUCACAGUUCUUGAAAGGUUUUCUGUCACUUGAUUCUCGACUGUGUAGAAUCAGUAUAUCUUGAGCAUCAAUGAAUUGGACCUCUGUAAUCUCUGUUUUCUGAUUUCCCGUUUUGGAGAUUUUCUCAGUGAGAUCCAUUGAAGCUUCCUUUUUAACUCUUUUAUAAGCAGUUCUGGUUGCCUUUUAAAAAACAGUUCUGGUUUAUUCAAGCAAUUCCCAGCAUGGAAUGAGUUACUGUUCUUGAAAUGGAAAUCCCAGAAGCAGCUAGCAAAGCAAGAUUUUUUUUUUUUUUUUUUGCCUAUCGAUUACUAGAUGAUUUGUGCUGUUGACUGUAAAUUUCUCCGUUAUGGUUUUCAAAUUUGUCUCUCUUCUUUGUUAAUUCAGGUUUCUUUAUAGUUGCUUUGAUUUCCUCAUAUCUCUGUAUUUUUUUUUUUCUUGAUCUGGAUUUUUUGGGAUUAUCUGUCGAGUUGGGAUUACUAUUACAUCAAUCCUUUGUUUCUGUUUUUAGGCAAUUACGGAUAUCUUUUCCAAGCAUUCUGUUCCUCAGCUUUUCGCAGCAAUGGCUAAGCUGCUUCUGAUGCGAUGUCUCCUCGCAUUUCUCUAUUCUGCAUUACUGUUUUCUGCAACCUCAGCAACUACAGAUCCGCUUGAUGUCACAGCGCUACAAGAUCUUUACAGUGCCCUGAACAUUCCACCUCAGCUAACUGGAUGGAAAUCUGUCGGUGGUGACCCCUGUGGGGAAGAUUGGAAGGGAAUAUCAUGCUCUGGAACUUCUGUUCAAUCCAUUAAGAUUGAUGGACUAGGGAUCAAUGGAACAUUGGGUCUCCAACUAUCAAGCCUCCUCUCACUGAAAUAUUUUGAUGGUGGAUUCAAUAGUAUUCACAGUGAAAUUCCUUUCAAUUUACCCCCCAAUGCCACCCACAUAAAUUUGGCAUUCAAUCAAAUCAGCCAGAACAUCCCAUCCUCCUUGGCUUCUAUGAAAUAUCUCUGCUCCCUGAAUCUUAGCCACAAUUCCCUAUCUGGGCCCAUUGGAAACAUAUUUACAGAUCUGCUAAAUCUAAAACAAUUGGAUCUAUCUUACAACAAUUUCAGUGGAGAUUUGCCAGUCUCAUUCAGUAAUUUGACCAAUCUUAACAUUCUUCACUUACAGAACAACCAAUUUACUGGAUCGGUUAUCUUCCUGGAUAAGCUCCCACUGUCUGAACUUAACAUCCAAAACAACCACUUUAGCAGUGUCAUCCCAAAGCAUUUUGAAACCAUUCCAAUUCUCAGUAUUGGGGGAAAUGUGUUUGUGACUGGGGUUGUGCAUUCUCCUUCCCCUUAUAACUCUCACCACAAUAAGUCAAUUGGUCUGAGUGAAAGUAAUGCCGCAACAACCAAGUCAAGCGCCCUCAAGAACUAUACCUCUCUCAAAGUGGAUAUCCAUAAUCACAAGUGGAUGGGACCUGGAACAAUAACUUGUAUAGUUGGUGCAGCAGUAUUUGUAGUAAGCUGUGUUGCGGCCCUUGUUUCAAUCCACAUCCGUAUCUCACAUAAACAUAAGCUUAAGAGAUUGGAGAUUAUCCACCGCACUUCACAUAGUCUUCCUAUCAGUACAAUCAGAGGUAGAAUUUUCCCCUCAGAACUCUAUCUUCUAAAUAAGAAACUAGAAAAAUGUCUAAAACUUUUGAAACAAUUCAUGGAGCAUCACUAUAUAGAAGAUGAAUGGUUCCAUCAACAAGUAUUGAACAAUUCUUACUCUUCCCCUUCUGCGAUUUGCUUUUAUUUUGCAGCACCAAGAGAUAGCCCGGAGCAAUGGUCCAUUUCUAUGGACAUUCUAAGGCCUAUACCUUCCGUUCGUAAUUGCAGAACGGAUGGACUAUCUAUAAUAAGAAGCCUUUCAAAGAGAAGAAGAGCACUAAUGACUGCUAAGCUUUAUACUGUUGCAGACCUGCAAGCUGCUACAAACUGCUUCGCAGACAACAACCUUCUUGGAGAGGGCUCUCUUGGUUCCGUCUACAGAGGCACGUUCCCUGAUGGCGAGAUUUUUGCUGUGAAGAAAAUCAAUAUGAUGCCGCUGUCUCUCCAUGAAGAAGUCGAAUUUCUGGAGCUAGUUAGGAACAUGUCUCUUUUGAGGCAUCCAAACAUCUCGAGCCUUUUCGGCUAUUGCAUGGAGCACCAGCAGUACCUUCUGGUGUAUGAGUUUGCCGGGAAUGUAUCACUCGAAGACAUCCUGCAUUUUGCUCGAGAUGAUGGUAGAUACCUGUCCUGGAAUGCUCGUGUGUGGAUCGCGCUUGAUGUAGCCCGGGCUUUGGAGUAUUUGCACUUAUUAUCGCCUUCUACUGCACAUGGCAACAUAAAGGCUGCCAAUGUCUUGCUCAAUGAUGAGCUCACGCCUCGUAUCUGUGACUGUGGAUUAGCUGUUCUGAGGCCCCUCACCUGCAUUAAGGCUUCUGAACUGCCUACUGGUGGCACGGGUUACAAAGCUCCCGAAUAUGGGAUGCCUGGAAUCGAUAAUACAAAGAGCGAUGUCUAUGGGUUUGGAGUUUUGCUGCUGGAGCUCUUAACUGGGCUGAAACCUUUUGACAGUUCAAGGGCAAAAGAGAAGCAGUCUCUAAUUAAAUGGGCUUCAACACGGCUGCACAAUUUCAGUUCUCUGCAAGAGAUGGUCGAUCCGGCCAUUAGAGGCAGCCACUCCGCCUUGGCUCUGUCCCAGUAUGCUGAAGCCAUUACCCUGUGUACUCAGGUAGAACCAGAGCUAAGGCCCCCCAUCUCUGAGAUUGCGGAAUUGCUGGCCUCUCUGAUCCAACGGACAGUCCGCACCGGACAGAGUUGGACAGACAGGGUCGAGGUGGACUCAACUGGCACGCCUUUCAGGACUCCUCGCAGCCAGUUCGAAUCUUGACUACCAUGACUGGAUACCUUUGCGCAGUUCAGAUAGCCGCAGCUGCAGCAGCAUCAUCUGAUCUGAGUCUGGUAGAUGUUCGUCUUUUGAGUGGGAUCAAUUUAGAUUCCCGGUCGAUAUCUUUAUGUUAUUUAAAUUUAUAAAUCUGUAAAGAUCGGUUGUAAUUUGAAUUUCUGGUUUUGCGUUCUGCAGCAGUCGAAUUGGUGCAUUUGUUUCUUGUUGUCAAUUGAGAUGUACGUGAUCAUGCAUGUUCUUAGUUGCA
Messenger RNA from Magnolia sinica, 3317 nucleotides. Its product is annotated as protein STRUBBELIG-RECEPTOR FAMILY 8-like. Bases 731 to 3055 code for a protein of 774 amino acids. Gene Ontology annotation, biological process: protein phosphorylation. Gene Ontology annotation, molecular function: ATP binding; protein kinase activity; protein binding. The transcript has 16 exons. NCBI's taxonomy places the organism in Eukaryota, Viridiplantae, Streptophyta, Magnoliopsida, Magnoliales, Magnoliaceae. The record is from RefSeq and is a predicted model, not a curated record.